GCGGAGGGAGCCCGGGGGGGGGGAGGGGGGCUCGGGCGGAGCGGGGGGGGGCCGGCGGCGCCAUGUGGUUUCUGUACGCGCUCAGCUGGCUGUCCCUGCUGCUGCAGGUCGCCUUCGUCACUCUGGCCAUCGCCGCCGGCCUCUACUACCUGGCUGAGCUGGUGGAGGAGUACACGGUUGUGACCAGGAGGAUCAUCAAGUACAUGAUCUGCUUCUCCACAGCCGUGCUGCUGGGCCUGUACCUCUUUGAGCGCUUCCCCGGCGCCAUGGUGGCCGUGGGGCUCUUCACCAACCUCGUCUACUUCGGCCUCCUGCAGAGCUUCCCCUUCAUCCUCCUCACCUCGCCCAACUUCCUGCUGUCCUGCGGUGAGCGGGGGGGGGGGGAGGGGGGGGGUAUUGGGGGGCUUUGGGGGGCUUUGAGGGGACGUGGGGGGGAUGUUGGGGUGUAG
Messenger RNA from Tympanuchus pallidicinctus (lesser prairie-chicken), 449 nucleotides. It is a transcript of the gene TEX261, whose product is annotated as testis expressed 261. Bases 63 to 449 code for a protein of 128 amino acids. The transcript has 3 exons. NCBI's taxonomy places the organism in Eukaryota, Metazoa, Chordata, Aves, Galliformes, Phasianidae. Gene Ontology annotation, cellular component: COPII-coated ER to Golgi transport vesicle; endoplasmic reticulum membrane; Golgi membrane. The record is from RefSeq and is a predicted model, not a curated record. Gene Ontology annotation, biological process: endoplasmic reticulum to Golgi vesicle-mediated transport. Gene Ontology annotation, molecular function: COPII receptor activity.